Molecule: messenger RNA, 299 nt
Organism: Ostreobium quekettii
Lineage: Eukaryota; Viridiplantae; Chlorophyta; Ulvophyceae; Bryopsidales; Ostreobiaceae
Source: the annotation of a GenBank genome assembly
GUUACAGCCAGCAGGAUGCCAGUGCCGGCUCCAGUGGCAAGGCUUCCGGGAGAGGCUCCUUCGUGGGCACGAAGACCGCGACAGUGACGGGGUGGGACUCGUCCGCGGCAGGUUCUGGCGCGCUGUCCAAGAACGACAAAUCCGCUUCCAUUGGUGGCGCUGACUCCCUGGCUGUGGGCGACAAGACAAAGGCGACGACCAAUACCAAUGCGAAUGCUGCCGGAAACAACGCGGACGCCAACUCGGGAUCCAACGCCUGGGGCAGCAACAGCAAGAACGGUGAGAUGAGCGGGGACUGA